This is a messenger RNA of Aegilops tauschii subsp. strangulata, 760 nucleotides long. RefSeq lists its product as uncharacterized. Lineage: Eukaryota; Viridiplantae; Streptophyta; Magnoliopsida; Poales; Poaceae. The record is from RefSeq and is a predicted model, not a curated record. Gene Ontology annotation, molecular function: heme binding; electron transfer activity.
AAUCCACAGCCCGACGUGCUCCGCCACACUCCCACCGUCGGUGACCCACGACCCACUCACCACACCACACUUAUCUGCAGAGAGUGAGCCGCAGCAGCAGCGCCCGCUCACAAACACAUAUCCACCUCGAACCACGCCGGUGGCCACACACACACACUUGCGCCGGAGCUCAGCUCAAGUGAACGUUCCAAUGGCGGCCGCGCCGACGGGGGUCGCGUGCCCGGUCUACCCGUGGCCGAGCGACGCGGCGCAGCGCGGGGCCAAGGUGUUCAUGCAGAGCGACUGCGCGGCGUGCCACUCCGCGCUCCCCUACGCCGGCCUCCGCGGCGCGGCGGUGCCGGGCCAGGACGCGGUAGCCAGGACGGCAGAGAUCCUCGUUGCCGCCGCGGCCACGGAGGAGGCGCUGCCGGCGACGGGGAUGACGCCGCCCCAGUACACGCCGGACCUCGCCACCGUCGCCACAAGAAUCCAGGGCGGGCUGCGGUGCAACCUCUACUCCACUGGGACGGCGACGGCGCCGGCGCCCGUUAGGGCGAUGCUCGCCGGCGGCGCCGCGGCGUGCCAGGAGCUGAAGAAGAGCCCCGUGUGGCUGCAGUUUGCCCAGGCCUUCCAGGCAGUUUGAUGGGGCUAUGCCAAAGCUUGCCUCAUUUCUGUCCAAGAUGUAUGUCUGUAACAUAUGUAUAAAUCACAUCACAUUGCACCUUGUGCCGGAUCAAGCAGUAUCAAAUAAAGCACUCCUGUGCAGCCGUUCCAUGUCAAA